Colletotrichum orchidophilum is the source of this 147-nucleotide messenger RNA. RefSeq lists its product as uncharacterized. The record is from RefSeq and is a predicted model, not a curated record. NCBI's taxonomy places the organism in Eukaryota, Fungi, Ascomycota, Sordariomycetes, Glomerellales, Glomerellaceae. The transcript has a single exon. The coding region runs from base 1 to 147 and encodes 48 amino acids.
AUGGCGUUUGUGGCGUACAAGUCGCUGGGCGACAAGGAGAUGAUGAAGGAAGUGGUGGACGUGCUGCGGGAGUUUGGCGGGGGUGUUGCGGCAUGGCGGAGUUGUUGUUGUCCAUGUUUUGGUGUCGGGAGAAGAAGAAUCCCGUAA